AUGUUUCCCCGGCUCACUGGAGUUACUGUGUAUCCAGUUACCGCUGCUGCUUGUUUCUCUAAUACACGUAACCUGAAAACUGAAUCAUCCGGAGCACGGGCUUCAGCUAUGACAAAGGUAGAUAGGAGUAGCCAUCAUCUCUCUCGCGAGGCUGAAGGUCAGGCUCUGACAUAUGGUUGUAACUACUGCCAAUCAAUCAACAAUAGUUCCUCCGCCUCCUCAGUCUCAUUCACACAUUCUAUUCUGCCACAACCGACGAAUACUGCUACAACAAACACGGUGACAAACACUACCAACGAAAGUCCCGCUCCUGCGCCAGUUCUUCAAACGACAACAAUGGAUGUUAAAUGCCAGCCCCCGUCAGCUGACACAGAAAAUGUGGGGGCUCUUGCGCUGGCCACCGAAACUACGUUUGAGAAUCAUGGCGGACAAACGGACUUGUCCUGUACUGCUGACCCAGGAACUAUCGGAGUCUCAACUUCAAAAGGGAUUAUCAUGAACCCCAGAAAGCCUAUUUUGGCAACUGCA
Messenger RNA from Protopolystoma xenopodis, 528 nucleotides. The record is from the annotation of a GenBank genome assembly. Lineage: Eukaryota; Metazoa; Platyhelminthes; Monogenea; Polystomatidea; Polystomatidae.